AUGGCUUGUGUCACCAUCUUCUGUGAAGUUUGUGAAGUGGAUGCUGCUAUUAUCACCAGGACCGUUAAUCUUGAGGAUGAAUAUUACGAUGUGAUAAUCAGUGAGAUAAAACCUAUCGUUGCUACUCCUGUUGGUGCAGUUCACACUACUGGUGUUGUUGAGACUCACGAUACUGCUUCUGAGAGUGCUGAGACUACAAAGGCCAGAGCUACUGUUCCUUUAGCCCUUCUUGUCGCUGUUGCACCAACUUUGAACCAUUGAGGAUCACGUUCCAAAUAUUGGUUUCCUGCUGGUAAGCUCACUCUUCUAUUUAUAAGAACUAUACCGUGAGCUAAAACUUUCAAGUGUAUUUGAAUUGAAAAGACUCAUACUGAGUUUAAAGAAACACUUUACUAUCUAACAAUCCACUGUGAGGCAUUGAAGACCCCAGAAAUGUACGCUAAUUCUUGUCAUCUCUUGGUUCCAUGACUCUCUCUCACAUAUACAACAUCGAUUGUUGGUAAGAUCUAUUUGAUUGUCC
This is a messenger RNA of Williopsis jadinii, 520 nucleotides long. RefSeq lists its product as uncharacterized. The transcript has 2 exons. The record is from RefSeq and is a predicted model, not a curated record. The coding region runs from base 1 to 261 and encodes 86 amino acids. Lineage: Eukaryota; Fungi; Ascomycota; Saccharomycetes; Phaffomycetales; Wickerhamomycetaceae.